This is a messenger RNA of Diabrotica balteata, 4443 nucleotides long. Lineage: Eukaryota; Metazoa; Arthropoda; Insecta; Coleoptera; Chrysomelidae. The record is from the annotation of a GenBank genome assembly.
AUGAUGGACGAUGAAGAUUUUCCUCGUGGUGGAGUUCGUCCAAAAAAGGCAUUAAAAAGGAAAGAGGAUGAUAAUCUUUUUUCUACUACCACUAAACCAAAACCAAAAAAGGCCAAAAAAGCAAAGAAAUCACAAAGUGAAUCUGAUGAUUCGUUUCACUCAUGUCUUCAAAUAUCUGAAACAUUAUCAUACAGGAGCAUGAAGCCAGAUAUGAUAAUUUUGGCUUGUAUAAAAAAAAUUAAAGAUGUAUCAAUGGAGAUUGAGCUACCAGGACUAACAUUUGGACAGAUUAAAAUUAUUAAUAUAUCUGAUUCAUUUACAAAGUAUUUAACAGAAAACAAUAAUGAGGAGAUCCUUACUUUGCUACCACAGAUGUUUUCAGUUGGCCAAAUGAUACUAAUAAAAAUUUUAAAUAUAGAAAAUAGAGAUCAAGGUACCCAUAUUCAGUGUACUUUAAACCCUAGAGAUAUCAACAGUGGAAAAUUCCAUAAUUCAUUCCCUGAAGGGUUGUUGGUAUGGGCUGCAGUUACAUCUGAACUGGAGCAUGGGUACAGGAUGGACAUUGGUGUUAACAAUUGUAGAGCAUUUUUACCAUUUAAGAAUGUGGAUAAAAACCAAAAAUUACUUAUUGGGCAACCCCUUUGGUGCGUUGUUACCAAAUGUGAUUCAUCAGAGGCUGCUGCUACAAUACAACUGAGUUGUAGAACCGACCGAUUAAAAAAAUGUAAGAUUUUGGACAUUGACAGCUUACAUAAUCUGAUUCCAGGAAUGCAAGUUGAUGUCUUGGUUGAAACAGUUAAACAUACAGGAUUGUAUGGAAAAUUCCUUAACAAUUUUUUCGCGUACAUAGACGAAGGUCAACUUGAGAAGAGCGUGUCUAAAUAUGAAGAAGGCAACUUACUGACAGCAUAUGUGCUAUACACGGACCACAUAACAAAAAUUACAUAUUUAACAAUGUUUGAUAUGGACAAAGUACCUACUCCUAAAUAUAAACAAGGAGAUAUUUUAGUGGGAGAGGUUAUUUCAAAAGCACCUAAAGGCAUCUAUCUUAGCCUACCAUCCAAAGAAAAAUGUUUCGUAACCAACAAACGCCUAUUACUCUGCUUCCCCAAAAAAUAUAAUGACUCUGACUUAAGUGACUCCUUAAAACUAAAGUUUGUAGUUGGAAGCCGACACUCCUGUCGAAUACUAGCCUACAAUAAUAUAACUAGAAGCUACAUAGGAACAAUGGAGCAGAAAAUUAUUCGAGAACAAUAUUUUACUCAUGCUGAUCUAAAACCAGGCCAGUUAGUGGAAGGUGUUAUUGAGGAGAUCGGAGAAAGGGGGUUGGUUGUAAGAGUUGGCCGUGUCAAAUGUUUUGUCCCAAAUUUUUAUCUUUCUAAUGUUGCUUAUACUGAAAAUAUAAAGAAGAAAUUUAAAGAGGGACGUGCUGUAAAAGCUAGGGUGUUGGUCAUCAUCAAGGAAAACGUAAUUUUAACUUUAAAAUCAGAGCAAGUGAUGGACGAUAGAUGUCUCACCGAUUUGGCAAAUGCAAAGAGAGGUGACAGAUAUCCAUGUGUCGUAGUUAAGACUUAUCCUGAAGGUGCCCGAGUUUCGUUUUAUUCUGAUGUUCAGGGAUGGCUCAGCAACAAGUAUUUGGACGAAGAAAAGAAUGAUAAAAAACCGGAUCCUCAACAAUUAUUUUUCAGAGGACAAGUGAUAAAUCCAUGGAUAUUGGGAGCGAACAAAGAUGUCAUUCUGUCCUUGCGACCGCCGAAAGAUUUCGGUUUUUUAAAGAUAGGAGAGAAAAUCGACGGAGUUAUUAGUAAAAUUACUAAAGAUAAUCUUUUUAUUAAGACGCUGAAAGGAAAAUAUGUUGGCGUAGUUCCGGUGAAUCACCUUAGCGAAACAAUAAAUUUAUGUCCUACAUUGAUAAAUACUUAUGCAGUCGGGGAUAAAAUAAACAAUCUAAUGUGCAUCGACAACACUAUUAGCCCUAAUAUAUUGUCCAAAAGGGAAUACUUAGCUAUAACCAGAACGCCGAAGUUUAGAAUAAAGAAAUUAGAUAAAUUGAAAUCGGGGCAUUUGGUGAGGUGCACCUAUGUGUCGCAGAGCAACAAAGGAAUAUACGUCCGCCCAUUAAUUUCGGAUUACCCUGAAAAAGUUCUGAUCAAAAUUGAGGAUCUUUUAGAAGGAAGCGAUCUUCCUAAAUUUGGGCCCAAUCAAGCCAUAGUAGCAAAAGUUAAACAAAUUCAACAAGAUCCAAAAUCAGUUAGUUUGACAGCGAAACUGGCAGAAGUAUUUGAUAACAAAGUUGAGAGUGUAAUAGGAUUGUUUACUCAACAUAUGCAAGACAUUAAGACCAUUAGGACAAUGGGAAAAGAAAAGAAAUGGGACUUGUAUGAAUAUGAACCAGGAGAAACUGUAUUAUGUAUUGUAACAAAGUUAGGAGAAAGUGGUGGAUGCGUUGUGAGACUGCCGAAUGGUUUAAAUGGUUUAGUUCCUGCUGCACUGUGUACAGAUGUAAAAGUAGGGGAUAAACUAUCAGGAGUAUUUUUGACUCAAAAUUUUGACUCAGAAUACGUUGUUGUGAGUCUAAAACCAGAGAUUUCCGAAAGGAUUAACAAACAGCAGGAUGGACUAAUAACGUGUACCAAUCUCUUGUGGUGUAGAUCCGAAAUACUUUUAAUAUGCAAAACUUUUGCCAUAGCUUUGCUUAAACAAACUGGCGGAAACGGACAAUUAGUGUACCUUCCAACGUUUCUCCAUGAAAAUGACUUUAAAGGCAGCUGCACGGAAUAUUACCAGGAGGGAUCAUUAAGGGUUACCUUAUGCGGGCAAUUUGAAAACUACUUAAUAGGAUUGAGUAGGCGACAAUUUCUCUAUCUAAAUAAACACAGCACACCUGAAAAGAAGUAUAGUAUAAAAAAUAAUCAUAUUAAAGAACCAAGCAAAGAACAAAAUACCAUAGACGGUGAUACUGUACAUGAUGUGACUGAAAGUGAAGUAGAAUUCGUAGAAGAGGAAGUAUCUGGGGAAGAGGAGAUCAUGCAUAGUGAGAGUGAGAGUGAUGGUAACUUAGAAGAAUCUGAUGAUGAUCAGGAAGAAGAAGAAUCUGAUGAUGAUCAGGAGGAAGUGGAAUCUGAUGAUGAUCAGGAGGAAGAAGAACGUGAUGACGACGAAAUUAAACAAGAAAUAGAUUCAAUAGAAGAUGAGCUAGAACUGGAAGAUGACUCGGAAGAUGAAGAAUCUUCGAGCGAUGAAGAAACCGAAUCAAAAGGUGAAUCUAUUAAUACAGCAGAUCAUUCGGAUGAACCAGAAGAUGGAUCUGACGAAGAUGUAGAAAUGAACGAAGAAGAUACUAGUGAAACAACAAAUAACGCACGGCCAUCAAAUGUAAAAGUACAAAAUAAAAUGACGAUAAAGAAAUUCUCUUCGAUUGAUUCUAUCACAGGUCCUUUACCUGUUGUCUCUGGUAUGAAUUCAUUCUUUAACGUAGAUGUUAGUGAGGAACAGGAUGUGUCUUCCGAUGAUGAAGUUGAGGAAACAACCGUAAAAAAGAAGAAACUAUCGCCAGCGGAAAGAGCUCAACUGGCUAAGGAGGAAGAAGAACGGUUAAGAAAAAUCGAAAAAGAGUUGGCAGAUCCCACCAAAGCUCCCGAAAGUGCAGAACAUUUCGAUAGGCUUCUCCUUGCCAGCCCAAAUUCAUCCAAAUUAUGGGUGCAAUAUAUGUCAUUCCAUGUAGCUGCUACUGAAUUUGAGAAGGCAAGGGCAGUUGCAAAGCGAGCAUUAGAAAACAUUAACUAUACUUAUGUUGAGGAACGUUUGAACAUCUGGAUAACAUUAUUGAAUUUUGAAAAUACAUAUGGAACUAAAGAAUCAUUUGACAAAGUAUUUGAAGAAGCCGUUAAAUGUAACGAUGAUUUAAAAAUUUACUUAGAAACCAUCCGAAUAUUAGCAGAGUCAGGUAAAAUAGCUGAUAUGGAAGAAAAAAUUAAGAAAGUUAGGAAUAAACACAAGCAGAACUCUCAUAUGUGGACCGAGGUUGCCAAAACGUACUAUCAAUUAAAUAAAUUCAAAGACGCUAGGAAUUUAAAGGAUGCUGCCUUAAAAUCUAUAACGAUCAAGAAAAUACAAUUGGAUAUAAUCGUUCAGUUUGCUCUAAUGGAAUUUAAUUAUGGAGAGCCAGAUUAUGGUUCAGCUAUAUUUGAAACAAUGUUAAGUUCGGAUCCAAAGAAAGUAACGAUUUGGACGAUGUACGUUGACCAAUUAGUUAAAAAAGGAAAGAUCGAUGAAGCUAGGCAAGUUUUGGAUCGUUCAGUUACUCAACAUUUGCCCGUGAAGAGUUUGAAAACUUUAUUUUUGAAAUACAAAGCGUUCGAGGAAACACACGGAAAUCCAGAGACCGUACAGGAAGUGAAAGAAAAAGUGAAGGAGCUCAUGUCGAAAAUAUCAACUAAAUGA